Molecule: messenger RNA, 661 nt
Organism: Cloeon dipterum
Lineage: Eukaryota; Metazoa; Arthropoda; Insecta; Ephemeroptera; Baetidae
Exons: 6
Coding region: 141-563 (140 amino acids)
Molecular function (GO): odorant binding
Source: RefSeq, a predicted model, not a curated record
CCGUCCCGAGCAACCGUGGCCUCAUUCACUCUGACACUUACACAAGCGGCGUCGUUGAUAACACAGGCACAGACACACUCGACCCGAUCGCAGUGGUCUUUUUCCAUCAAGAGCCACAAAGGUCAGCUGCCCCUCGCGGAAUGAAGCCCACGAGCGCCAAAUUUAUCGCUGCCCUCGCACUCCUGGUCAUUCCAGCCGUGCAGGGAUUCGCGAAUCCUCAGAACCUGACUGAAAUCGUUCAGCAAUGCAAAAAGGAGGCACAAAUUUCACCUGCUGAACUUGGGGCGCUGAAAAAACCGUAUCCGUUCCCGCACAAAAUCAGAUGCUACAUGAAAUGUUAUGCUGAGAAAAACGGCAUGUGGGCUGAUGGCAAACCUAAUGACACGGCUGUAAUCAACUUGAUUAAGGGCGACUAUUACUUCCACAAGGACAGCGCUGACAAACUGGUGGCGCGUUACAACAACUGCAAGAAUCUGGUCGGAAACGACGAUUGCGACACGGUGGGACUUAUUUACGAGUGCCUGUACCCUCAGCAGCCACCUUUAGAGCCCAUCAGGGAUUAGUGCGGAGAAUCGCCAAAUCCAUUUCAUACGCCAUAUGCUUGCAAACGGUUUUCCAUAAUUUAUUCAAUAAAGCCGCUCGCUGACAUUUUAGCACGAAA